AUGUGGCCAUCCCAGCGUGUGCUGCCUGGUGGCCAGAGUCUGAACUGGGAGAUGAGGCAAGAUAAUGCCAAAUCCCAGAAAUCUGGGGAAGGGGCUGUUGGGGACAGGACUGAGGUUUCAGCCUUCUGCUCCUCCACAGAGAUCCGAGAAGCCUUCAAGGUGUUUGAUCGUGAUGGCAAUGGCUUCAUCUCUAAGCAGGAGCUGGGAACGGCCAUGCGCUCCCUGGGUUACAUGCCCAACGAGGUGGAGCUGGAGGUUAUCAUCCAGCGGCUGGACAUGGAUGGUGAUGGCCAAGUGGACUUUGAGGAGUUUGUAACACUCCUGGGACCCAAGCUUUCCACCUCGGGGAUCCCAGAGAAGUUCCACGGCACGGACUUUGACACUGUCUUCUGGAAGUGUGACAUGCAGAAGCUGACGGUGGAUGAGCUGAAGCGACUCCUCUAUGACACCUUCUGCGAGCACCUGUCCAUGAAGGACAUAGAGAACAUCAUCAUGACAGAAGAGGAGAGCCACCUGGGCACUGCCGAGGAGUGUCCUGUGGACGUGGAGACCUGUUCCAACCAGCAGAUCCGCCAGACGUGCGUGCGCAAGAGCCUGAUCUGCGCCUUCGCCAUCGCCUUCAUCAUCAGCGUCAUGCUCAUCGCGGCCAACCAGGUGCUGCGCAGUGGCAUGAAAUAGGCACCACCGAGUGCCCGCCUGGCACAUGCAGUGCCCAGGCUCACUCCACACUCACCGCUGCCUGCAGCCCUUCCCCCAGCUUACCCCUUGGGCCACUGCCCACGGGCACUUCAAGCCUGGACACUGACCACCCCAAUCCUCACCCCAUAGGCCUUGCAUGGAGCCAUGGCCCGGCUGUGGAGGACCUGGUGGUAGCUCUGAGGACAGCGCUAGUCCCUAUACCCUGCCUGUGCCCUCACCUGGCCUGUAUGUAGCGUUAACUUCCCACCACCCAGGAGCUCCUGGGAAAGGAGGGCCUUCACAGGAGUCCCUGGGAUCCAGUUAGUGCUGUGAUCUUUUAGGCAGGCGAGAAACUCAUGUCCAGAGCUGUGGGGUGGGGUGGAGGUGGGCACAAGGCUGGGGUCCUGGGUCCCUUCCUCUGACCCCCCUUAGACCCAAAGCCAGUCUUCCCAUCCACCUGUGUCUGCCCAUUUCACAGCUGAGGAGCCUGAGGCUUGAGGGGCUAAGAUCUGGUUUCAGAUUCUUCUUCCACACGGCUUUUCAGGAAAGGCUAAUGCUCACACAAGGUGGGCAUCAGAGGUAGCUCUAAGGCCCAUGAAUUUCUGAGCCUUCCACCAAAGUCCUAGAGACUAAGGGCCAAGUUGUCCCCCAGCACAGACCCUAGAAACCCAACUGAGGAGGAAAGCAGAGCUCCUGGGGCCUGUGCGACGUCCCCACUGGCCAGGGUGCACCCUUGGAAGGCCCUGGGCCGCUUCUGAGGGAUCUGACUCCCCUGAGGACCACUCUUCCAAGUCCAGGCUCUGCCUUCUGGGGUGGGGGGGCACUUCUCUGUACCCUCAGGGCCGGAGAUCCAGCUCUCAUCCCUGUUCCACGUGUGCCACGCCAUUUCUUGGCACCGGCACAGCCCGGGCAGAUGCAGGGCUGUAGCUCUUCAGGGGCUGAGACGGUUGGCAGAGUCCUUGGGCUCCCUUCCCUAGCCUGGGGCCACUUACUAUCUGGGCCACAGCCACAUUGGCAUGCUCCGUGCCCGGCCUGGCUGAGCCUCUACUGAUCCCCCAGCAAGAAGAGCUGUAAGCAGAGGACACCCUGGAGGGGAGUUUGUCUCAUCCAGCCCACCUGUCCCCUGACGGAGGCAGGAGGACACAGCCAAGAACAUGAGUGCCAGCAAAACCACCGAGGAUAGACUUUCUUUAUAAACAUUUGGAUGUUUCUCACCCAUCUUCUCAAGAUAUGCCCUGAGGGAUGGUGGGUGGGUGGAGAGGCCAAGCUCAUAGGCCCAGAGGCUCCAGGGGACAGUGGGCAGGCAGCUCCACUUCCUAGGUCGAGCAACUGUCUUUACUAUGACUGGUGACCCGGAGAAGUCAAGCGGAGAAAUCAGGGGAAGAGUUCAGCCCCACUGGACUCUGGACUGUAGGGACCAUCCUCCAGGAGGGGGUGCCCGCAGGGAGGGGGGCAGCUCCUGCACUGGCGGCCAGCCCACGGGGUACUGGAAGACAGUGGUUCUGAUGGGUUCGGUCCUAGAGAGAAGAAAGGCAGAGGGUCAGAGCGGGGGUCUCCCGGAUCCACCUUGCUCUCCCACCACACUGGCUGUGGGAACGGUGGUCACCUGCACGACCCUUCUGGAAGCAGAGCCUUGAUAACAUGCAGACCCUCAGAGCUGCCACCCCUUCUCGGAACUGAGUCCAUGUGGGGCUCUAAGCAGAGACUGAACGACAGGAAUGGCCCUGGGCAAUAUGGAAGUACUCUUACACCUGUGGGGAGUGGUUAAACAUAUAUGCACGCCAACAGCAGAGAUGCUAUGCAGCCUGUGUAAAUCAAGGCCUAUAUGCACUGAUGAGGAGAGAUGUACUAUGUGAGUAAUGAGAAAAAGCUUAUAAAAUAAUGUAUAUAGCAUGAUACUAUUUUUGUUUAAAAAUAUAUAACAUAUAUAAAUGCAUAAAAACAAUCCUGGAAGUCAUGGAAAAUGUUAA
This is a messenger RNA of Peromyscus maniculatus bairdii (prairie deer mouse), 2648 nucleotides long. The record is from RefSeq and is a predicted model, not a curated record. Lineage: Eukaryota; Metazoa; Chordata; Mammalia; Rodentia; Cricetidae.